Nerophis lumbriciformis (worm pipefish) is the source of this 3741-nucleotide messenger RNA. The record is from RefSeq and is a predicted model, not a curated record. Lineage: Eukaryota; Metazoa; Chordata; Actinopteri; Syngnathiformes; Syngnathidae.
AUGAUGUGUGAAGUGAUGCCCACCAUCAGUGAAACAGAAGGACCGAGUGGAGGAGGUAGCACAGGUCAUCGGGGGUCCGGCUCGCCCCUACAGUCCGACUCUGAAGGUCAUUUUGAGUCGCUGAUGGUGUCCAUGUUAGAGGAGAGGGAUCGUCUUCUUGAGACCCUCAGAGAGACUCAAGAAAAUCUGGGCUUGGCUCAGGGUAAACUGCAUGAAGUUAGCCAUGAAAGGGACUCUCUCCAGAGACAGCUCAACACGGCUUUACCACAGGAGUUUGCAGCACUAACAAAAGAGGUGAACAUGUGCCGGGAACAGCUUCUAGAAAAGGAGGAGGAGAUUGCAGAACUGAAAGCUGAAAGAAACAACACGCGGCUCCUCUUGGAGCACUUGGAGUGCCUGGUUUCUCGUCAUGAACGUAGUCUGAGGAUGACGGUGGUGAAACGACAAGCUCAAUCUCCUGCAGGAGUCUCAAGUGAAGUCGAAGUCCUCAAAGCCCUUAAGUCACUUUUUGAACACCACAAAGCCCUUGAUGAGAAGGUAAGGGAGAGACUACGAGUCGCCUUGGAAAGAUGCAGUGCUUUGGAGGAACAGCUGACCUUGUCACACAAAGAAUUGGCUUACUUCAGGGAGCAGAGCUGCCAGAAGAGGGGAUUGGCAGAUGGAACUAGUGAAGUCAACCACAACUCAGAAAAUACACCGAGCACUAAUGGGAAGCGGUCAUCAGACGGCUCACUGAGUCAAGAGGAUGAGACGGGUCAUAGUUUCGGCAAGGUUGGGGAACUCCAGGAGGUGGUGGACCGUCAGACUGCUGAUCUAGGCCAGAUGAAAGAGCGCAUGGCUGCAAUGGCAUCCAGAAUCAGUGAGCUCGAGGAAGAUCUGGACACGGCCAGAAAAGACCUCAUUAAGUCUGAAGACAUGAAUACAAGAUUACAGAGAGACCUCAGAGAAUCUAUGGCUCAGAAGGAGGAUAUGGAGGAGAGGAUCACCACUCUGGAGAAGCGGUACCUAGCGGCUCAGCGGGAAGCGACCUCCGUCCACGACCUGAAUGACAAGCUGGAGAAUGAAGUGGCUAACAAGGAAUCCCUUUUUAGACAAACUGAAGACAGAAACAGGCAACUCCAAGAGAAACUGGAGCUAGCAGAGCAGAAGCUCCAACAGACUAUCCGCAAAGCAGAGACUCUGCCAGAAGUGGAGGCUGAACUAGCACAAAGGGUAGCUGCCCUCACAAAGGCUGAGGAACGCCAUGGUAAUGUGGAGGAGAGAUUGCGCCAGCAUGAGGCCCAGUUGGAGGAGAAGAACCAGGAACUCCUCAGGGCGAGGCAAAGAGAAAAGAUGAAUGAAGAGCACAACAAGCGUCUCUCUGAGACAGUCGACAAGUUACUGUCUGAGUCCAACGAAAGACUCCAGCUUCACCUCAAAGAGAGGAUGUCUGCUCUGGAGGACAAGAAUGCCCUCAUUAGGGAACUAGAACACACCAAGAAACUGAUUGAAGAGUCCCACCAUGAAAAAGAACAGCUCUUGAUUCAAAUUGAAACAAUGAGGGCCGAGAAUGAGCAGGACAGGAGUAGGAGCAACUCUUUACUACAUGGAAGAUCACAGCUGGGAAGCACACCGGACUUUAGGUAUCCAGUGUCUGCUUCCUCUAUGAUGGACAAUAACUCGGACCACUAUGGCAGCGCUCUUGUCUUAAGGCGGCCCCAAAAAGGAAGAGUAGCAGCACUUAGAGACGAGCCAUCCAAAGUGCAGACCCUGAAUGAGCAGGAGUGGGAGCGUGUGCAACAGGCCAAUGUGCUUGCGAAUGUCGCCCAGGCUUUUGAGAGUGAUAUGGAUGCCUCGGACCUAGAGGACGAUGGAGAGACUCUCUUCAAUUCCGUUGACCUUCUGUCCCCUGGUGGGCAGGCCGAUGCUCAGACUCUGGCAUUAAUGCUGCAGGAGCAGCUCGAUGCUAUCAACAACGAAAUUAGAAUGAUUCAAGAAGAGAAGGAAAACACAGCCAUCCGAGCUGAGGAAAUCGAGUGCAGAGUGGGUAGUGGCGACAACCUAGGAGGCCGCUUCCUUUCCAUGAGCUCCAUACCACCGUCACUCUGUACAAGUUCUCCUAUAGGCAGCUCUCCUCCAGGCUCUGGUCACUCAACCCCAAGACGUAUUCCUCACAGCCCUCACAGAGAACUAGACCGCAUGGGUGUCAUGACUCUGCCUAGUGACCUGCGCAAGCACCGCAGGAAGUCUGCUCAAGAUGACAAAACCACUAUCCAGUGUGAGACAUCACCACCCACCACUCCACGCUCAAUGCGCCUUAACAGGGAAGCAGGUCAUGCUUCUAGCCAUGAGGACAUAAGAGACAUCCGAGGUGUGAUUGGCAUGCAAGAUGGGCAAGGUAGCAACCCAAGCAGCAGCAACAGCAGCCAGGACUCUCUUAACAAAGCAGCCAAGAAGAAGAGCAUUAAGUCUUCCAUUGGACGUCUUUUUGGGAAGAAGGAGAAGGGUCGUCCUAGCAUUCCUGGAAAGGAUUCUCCUAGCCAAGCUGGAACUCCUGAAGCAGAGAGCUCACCUAAGGAUGGCUUAGGAAUGGGCACCCUCGGUGGCCCUGCAGAAAAGAACAGAAAACUGCAGAAGAAGCAUGAACUGUUAGAUGAGGCGCGCAGGCAGGGCCUGCCUUUUGCCCAAUGGGAUGGACCAACUGUUGUCGUUUGGCUUGAGCUUUGGGUGGGCAUGCCUGCUUGGUAUGUAGCCGCCUGCCGCGCUAACGUAAAGAGCGGAGCCAUUAUGUCAGCACUUUCCGACACUGAAAUCCAGAGGGAGAUUGGCAUCAGCAACCCUUUACAUCGCCUGAAACUUCGUCUCGCCAUCCAGGAAAUCAUGUCACUCACUAGUCCGUCUGCACCUCCCACCUCUAGAACGACCACGGGAAACGUUUGGGUCACACAUGAAGAAAUGGAAAGUUUGGCAGCUACACCACCCACGGACGACGACGAAAGUAGCUGGGCCCAGACAUUGGCGUACGGAGACAUGAAUCAUGAAUGGAUUGGUAAUGAGUGGCUACCCAGCUUAGGUCUCCCACAGUACCGAUCAUAUUUCAUGGAGUCCCUAGUGGACGCUCGCAUGCUUGAUCACCUUACCAAAAAAGACCUACGAGGACAACUGAAAAUGGUAGACAGUUUCCACAGAAAUAGUUUUCAAUGUGGAGUAAUGUGUUUAAGAAGGCUUAACUACGACCGGAAAGAGCUGGAAAGAAGAAGGGAAGAGUCUCAGCUGGAAUUUAACGAUGUGCUGGUGUGGAGUAAUGAGCGUUUGAUAAAUUGGGUUCAGGCUAUCGGGCUGAAAGAAUACAGUGCCAACCUCUAUGAAAGUGGUGUCCAUGGGGCAUUGCUUUCUCUCGACGAAACCUUUGAUCACAACACCCUGGCGCUAUUGCUGCAGAUUCCCACACAGAACACUCAGGCCCGAACAACUCUCGAGCGUGAAUACAACAGUUUGCUGGCUAUUGGUACAGACAGGAGGAUGGAAGAGGAUGAUGACAAGAACUUCCGACGCGCCCCCUCGUGGAGAAAGAAGUUUCGGCCCAAAGACAUGAGGGGAAUGUCACUGGGCGUGUCGGACACUCUGCCUGCCAACUUCCGGGUGACCGGCAGCAACACCUCAUCUGCCUCCACGCAGCCAAAGAGGAGCCCACUGGACGGUAACCGCUGGUCAGAAGACGAAGGGGAAUUCCCCAUUUUCAAGACCAGGAUGAUGAACUAA